Molecule: messenger RNA, 418 nt
Organism: Habropoda laboriosa
Lineage: Eukaryota; Metazoa; Arthropoda; Insecta; Hymenoptera; Apidae
Gene: Ccdc56
Product: cytochrome c oxidase assembly factor 3, mitochondrial
Exons: 3
Coding region: 134-418 (94 amino acids)
Biological process (GO): mitochondrial respiratory chain complex IV assembly
Cellular component (GO): mitochondrial inner membrane
Source: RefSeq, a predicted model, not a curated record
UGCGCCUGAAACUUGGGAUAUUAUAAUCUAAAAGCAUUCUCACUUUUUUCUUAAAUACAAAGAAACGCAAUAUCGAAAACAGCAAGGAAUAGUUCAGUUGUAUAUAAAAUCACAAAAAGAGCCAAUUCAAAAAAUGCAACCUGAUAAUAAAGAUGGAGAUUUUCUGCAAAAACUGGAUGCAACAAACGAUAAGAGCAAAUUGAAAUAUUCUGACAUAAUAUAUAUGAAACAAGCAGAAGAAAUAGCUCUUCAAAAAGCAUUAAAGUAUAGAAACACUCGUUUAAAGUGUAGCAUUUUAGGUAUUUCUUUAGGUGGUAUAGCACUAGGAAUUUACUUGUAUACCAUACAUGCUGUGAGGCAAGAAACUUUUUUGGAUGAUUUGAAUGAACCUGAGAAAAUAAUAGAACAAUCUACUUAA